AGGAGCUGGUUGCUGCAAUUGAAGAAAGAGUGGCACCUUUGGUGCGAAUGACCCAGAUGUCCACCAUGCUGCGAGAUUCAUGAGAUUAACAGCCUCUGCGCGCCCGGCCACUCCACCCGAGGAGCAGCUCUGUCUGCCCAGGCUCCUGCCUGCUGUGGCUCCUGCACGCUGUUUGUUCCCUUUCCUUUUCGCAUCCAGAGCUCCUCCAGCAACCCCAAGUAACCCCGCGCCGGCUCAGGAGUCAUUUCCACCAGGAGAAAUUGGCAGGACGCGAGGAAAGCUUCCAAAGCCCAGGCGGAAUGUGCCUCCCGCUUUUAGUGCCAGACCUAGUCCUGUGUGAAUUCUGUAAUUGUGAGUUGUUGCACCAGAGCGUUGAGAGAUGAUGACACACUUGUCCUUGGAGCUGAUUGAGCAACGGAAAUAGGCCUCAGAGACAUGGAGUCAUCAUGGUCGACACCGAGAUGCCAUUCUGGCCCACCAACUUCGGGAUCAGCUCCAUGGACCUCUCCGCGAUGGACGACCACUCGCACGCCUUUGACAUCAAGCCCUUCACCACAGUCGACUUCUCCAGCAUCUCGGCACCACACUAUGAAGACAUCCCAUUCCCAAGGAUGGACCCAAUGGUCGCCGAUUAUAAAUAUGACCUGAAGUUCCAGGAGUACCAAAGUACCAUCAAGGUGGAGCCCUCGUCGCCCCCGUACUAUUCCGAGAAGUCCCAGCUGUACAACAGGCUCCCCGAGGAGCCCUCCAACUCCCUCAUGGCCAUCGAGUGCCGAGUGUGUGGAGACAAGGCCUCUGGCUUCCACUACGGAGUCCAUGCCUGCGAAGGGUGUAAGGGUUUCUUCCGGAGGACCAUCCGAUUGAAGCUUAUUUAUGAUAGGUGUGAUCUUAACUGUCGGAUCCACAAAAAGAGUAGAAAUAAAUGUCAGUACUGUCGAUUUCAGAAGUGCCUCGCAGUGGGGAUGUCUCAUAACGCCAUCAGGUUUGGGCGGAUGCCACAGGCUGAGAAGGAGAAGCUGUUGGCCGAGAUCUCCAGCGACAUCGACCAGCUGACCCCAGAGUGUGCUGACCUCCGGGCGCUGGCCAAGCACUUGUAUGACUCAUACAUCAAGUCCUUCCCUCUGACCAAAGCCAAGGCCCGAGCGAUCCUGACAGGAAAGACGACGGACAAAUCACCGUUUGUCAUCUAUGACAUGAAUUCCCUGAUGAUGGGUGAAGACAAGAUCAAGUUCAAGCACAUCACGCCCCUGCAGGAGCAGAGCAAGGAGGUGGCAAUCCGCAUCUUCCAGGGCUGCCAGUUCCGCUCAGUGGAGGCCGUGCAGGAGAUCACCGAGUACGCCAAGAGCAUCCCGGGCUUCGUGGGCCUGGACCUCAAUGACCAGGUGACCCUGCUCAAGUACGGCGUGCACGAGAUCAUCUACACCAUGCUGGCCUCGCUGAUGAACAAGGACGGCGUGCUCAUCUCCGAGGGCCAGGGCUUCAUGACGCGGGAGUUUCUCAAGAGCCUGCGGAAGCCCUUCGGUGACUUUAUGGAGCCCAAGUUUGAGUUCGCUGUGAAGUUCAACGCACUGGAACUGGACGACAGCGACCUGGCCAUAUUUAUAGCCGUCAUCAUCCUCAGUGGAGACCGCCCGGGCCUGCUGAAUGUGAAGCCCAUUGAGGACAUUCAGGACAACCUGCUGCAAGCCCUGGAGCUCCAGCUCAAGCUCAACCACCCGGAGUCCUCGCAGCUGUUCGCCAAGCUGCUGCAGAAGAUGACAGACCUCAGGCAGAUCGUCACGGAGCACGUGCAGCUGCUGCAGGUGAUCAAGAAGACGGAGACGGACAUGAGCCUGCACCCGCUGCUGCAGGAGAUCUACAAGGACCUGUACUAG
Molecule: messenger RNA, 1874 nt
Organism: Heterocephalus glaber (naked mole-rat)
Lineage: Eukaryota; Metazoa; Chordata; Mammalia; Rodentia; Bathyergidae
Gene: Pparg
Product: peroxisome proliferator activated receptor gamma
Biological process (GO): negative regulation of cholesterol storage; positive regulation of fatty acid metabolic process; hormone-mediated signaling pathway
Cellular component (GO): nucleus
Molecular function (GO): RNA polymerase II cis-regulatory region sequence-specific DNA binding; zinc ion binding; DNA-binding transcription repressor activity, RNA polymerase II-specific
Source: RefSeq, a predicted model, not a curated record